Acomys russatus (golden spiny mouse) is the source of this 3016-nucleotide messenger RNA. RefSeq names its product TBC1 domain family member 5 (gene Tbc1d5). The transcript is spliced from 23 exons. Lineage: Eukaryota; Metazoa; Chordata; Mammalia; Rodentia; Muridae. Bases 195 to 2672 code for a protein of 825 amino acids. Gene Ontology annotation, molecular function: GTPase activator activity. The record is from RefSeq and is a predicted model, not a curated record. Gene Ontology annotation, biological process: activation of GTPase activity.
CGAGAGAGACAUAAAAGAGAGAGGCCAGAGAGAGAGAAAGAAAGGAGGGGAGGAGGAUUCAGGGAAUAGGAGCUGGGGAGCCCCGCUGCGCCACAGAAAUUUUCUAAUGGCUUGCUGAAGAUAGAAGAACCAUCAGAAAGGCUAAAGUACAGUCAUACUGUAAUUACUUUUGGAGGCUGUCUCUACUUAAUGCAAUGUAUCAGUCCAUGUCUGAAACGAGACAUCCUCUGCAGACAGAAGAGCAAGAAGUAGGCGUUGACCCCUUGUUCUGCUAUUCAAGUAAAUCUGGAGGAGAUUCAAGUCAAAAUGGAAGAAGAGCAAAUUCGACCUUAGACUCUGAAGGGACCUUUAGUUCAUAUACGAAAGAAUGGGAAGAGCUGUUUGUAAACAAGGACUACUUGGCGGCAGUGAGGCAGAAGGGGAUUCACGGGCAGCUGAGGAGCAGCAGGUUCCGCAGCAUUUGCUGGAAGCUCUUUCUUUGUGUUCUUCCUCAAGAUAAAAGUCAAUGGACGAAUAGAAUUAAAGAACUAAGAGCAUGGUAUAGCAAUAUUAAAGAAAUACAUAUCACAAAUCCAAGGAAAGUUGUUGGCCAACAGGAUCUGAUGAUCAACAAUCCCCUUUCACAAGAUGAAGGAAGUCUUUGGAACAAGUUCUUUCAAGAUAAAGAACUGCGAUCCAUGAUUGAGCAAGAUGUCAAAAGAACGUUUCCUGAAAUGCAGUUUUUCCAACAAGAAAAUGUGAGAAAAAUUCUUACAGAUGUUCUGUUCUGUUAUGCUAGAGAAAAUGAGCAGUUGCUUUAUAAACAGGGUAUGCAUGAGCUCCUAGCUCCUAUCAUCUUUACCCUUCACUGUGACCACCAAGCUUUUCUACAUGCCAGCGAGUCUGCACAGCCCAGUGAGGAAAUGAAAAUUCUCUUGAACCCUGAGUAUCUGGAGCAUGAUGCCUAUGCAAUGUUCUCACAACUUAUGGAAACUGCUGAACCUUGGUUUUCUACUUUUGAGCAUGAUGGUCAAAAGGGAAAAGAAACUCUGAUGACCCCUAUCCCCUUUGCUAGACCACAGGACUCAGGGCCAACAGUUGCCAUUGUUACGAAAGUCAACCAGAUCCAAGACCAUCUGCUGAAGAAACAUGAUACUGAGCUCUACAUGCACUUGAACAGACUAGAGAUUGCACCACAAAUAUAUGGGUUACGAUGGGUGCGGCUGCUGUUUGGGAGAGAGUUCCCUCUGCAGGACCUGCUGCUGGUCUGGGAUGCCUUGUUUGCAGAUGGCCUCAGCUUGAGCUUAGUUGACUAUGUCUUCAUAGCCAUGCUACUCUAUAUCCGGGAUGCUUUGAUUUCUAGUAACUACCAGACUUGUCUUGGCCUUCUGAUGCAUUAUCCACUCAUCGGGGACAUACAUUCACUGAUACUUAAGGCUCUGUUCCUUAGAGACCCAAAGAGAAAUCCACGGCCAGUGACUUACCAAUUUCACCCCAAUUUAGACUACUACAAAGCACGGGGGGCAGACCUUAUGAAUAAAAGCCGGACCAAUGCCAGAGGUGCUCCCCUGAAUAUACACAAGGUCUCCAACAGCCUGAUCAACUUUGGGAGGAAGUUGAUUUCUCCAGCCUCGGCUCCAGGCCCUGUACCUGGGAGCAAUAGCAGCAGUUCUUUUUCUGCUGCCAUCCCCACCAGGACCUCCACAGAAGCCCCCAGGCACCAUUUGCUCCAGCAACAACAACCACAGCAACAACCGCAGCAGCAGCAGCAGCAGCAGCAGCAGCAGCAGCAGCAGCAGCAGAGACUGAUGAAAUCUGAAAGCAUGCCGGUACAGUUGAACAAAGGGGAUGUAGUUACAGGAAGCGAUGCUCAGGUUUCUGUUCCUGUCCAGGCUCUAACUGACCUCCAAGGGCAAAGCUCUAAAACCAUCAGUUCAUCUCCAAGCAUCGAGAGCUUGCCUGGGGGGAGAGAAUCCACCGGCUCUCCACCCUCAUCCGCUACUAAAAAGGAUUCCUUCUUCAGCAGCAUUGCACGUUCCCGCUCGCACAGCAAAACCAUGGGCAGAAAAGAGUCUGAAGAGGAAUUGGAAGCCCAGAUUUCCUUCCUACAAGGACAGCUGAAUGAUCUGGACGCCAUGUGCAAGUACUGCGCAAAGGUCAUGGACAUGCAUCUGGUAAAUAUUCAAGAUGUGGUAUUACAAGAGAAUUUGGAAAAAGAAGAUCAAAUUCUGGUUUCCUUGGCAGGAUUAAAACAGAUCAAAGACAUCCUGAAAGGUUCCCUGCGCUUCAACCAGAGCCAGCUAGAGGCUGAGGAGAAUGAGCAGAUUACCAUCGCUGAUGACCACUACUGCUCCAGUGGCCAGGACCAGGGCAACCAAGUUCCUAGGGCCAGCAAGCAGGCCUCGUCAGAGAUGCCAGGGUGCUCAGGUGGCGUGACCUCUGACGACUUCAUUCUGGUUUCCAAAGAAGAUGAAGGGCGCAGUGCCAGAGGAGUGUUCUCAGGCCAGGCCCAGCCUCUUGUUACCCUCAGAAACACAUCUGGGAAGAGUCGAGUCCCAGCCUGCUCCCCACUGGUGUUCUCAGACCCAUUGAUGGGCCCAGCCUCAGCCUCCUCCAGCAACCCCAGCUCCAGCCCCGAUGACGACAGCAGCAAGGACUCUGGCUUCACCAUCGUGAGCCCCUUGGACAUCUGAAUACAGGGACCUCACUAGUGGAGUCCCUGUUAAACCAGCGUUUCUUUCCUAGCAUGUAUUUGGCAUUGGUUCAACCCACUGGAACUCUUUAGAAAGAGGCCAAUAUUCCUCUUUCAAUGCACUAUGUUUACCAAAAUGCAGAUAGAGCUUUCCAGGCCCUUACCUGACCCUGUGACCCUUGCUCUAAAUUAGGGCUAGGUCAGGUACCCAGCUCCAAACCUAUUGUCAGACAGACCAGACCACAAGCAGAGCCACAUGUCUUCCAUCCCCUCCUCCCCAGCAGCUCAGCCAGUUGCUCUUAGAAGGAAGAGCUGGUUUUAUGACUUCCUCUUAUCAGGCUUCAG